Molecule: messenger RNA, 258 nt
Organism: Heterotrigona itama
Lineage: Eukaryota; Metazoa; Arthropoda; Insecta; Hymenoptera; Apidae
Source: the annotation of a GenBank genome assembly
AUGUCGGAGAAAUCCAUAACGUCAGCCACUAGUAGGCAAAGCACAAUCUUAUUGGCUCUCUUCCCGUUGCCCGGCACACUGAGCCUGCCGAGCUUGAGAGCUGAUAGCGUCCAAGCUGACGAGUCCAUAAGCCAAGUUUUCGAGAUUGAAAAUAUCGUUCGGAUGGACAGGGUGUACCGAGAAAUCCAGUCAUCCGCUAGAAGAAUCUCCGCACGAUCCGAACAAGGGCUGGUCGUGCAAGCGUUAAGGAUCCGAUGA